GGAUCGCGCCCCCCCAGCCCUGGCCUGUGACCUGCCGGCAUCAGGGAUUGAGUCCAGGGUCUUUCUCCACCCAGCCUGGAACCCGCUGGACCCGGACCCCUCCCCUCCGUCCCCCCAGCCAGGAUCAGGUGAAAGGACCCUGCGCCCUUUGGAGGAUCGGUCCGUCGUCCCCCCCCGUGUGUGCACCCCCCGGGAGGAUUCUCUUUUCCUACCAGAAUGUUCCCGCAGUCAUGGAGUCCCCCAACAGCAUGUCGUCCUGCGAGUCUCUGUAUUCGGUCGACAGUGCUGCCAGCGACGAAGAGGACAAGUGUUACGACUUCGGCGUCUUCCUGUCGGACAGCGAGAGCGAGGUGGAGAAGGACACCCACUCCGGAGGGGAAAGGAUUCUCUUUUCUCCCAAGUCGGCAUGGACUAGCCCCAGCCUGCCGGGCCGGGACUGCAAAUGCAGGACAGUGAAACCCACUUUGCAGAGCUCUGCUAGGCAACGGCCUUCGAGUCAGUGCGGCCGGUUUCCCAGGGCGUUGGAAGGCAGAUACCCCUCGGCCUACGCUUGUUUGAUGGAUGGGGAUGGCAGCCUGGCCGGGAGGACUCUGAGCCAGAAGAGGGUGGAGAGCGGACGGAAGCGUCUGAUCCAUCCUGCAGGGGAGAGGGAAUACCCCGAGUAUGCUGAAAAGCCCGCUGCCCACGGGAUGAAAAGGCAAAGGAAUGGGGAAACGGAGAUGAGGGAAGCUCCGACGUUGCCCUUGACCGACGGCGACCGGUUGUUUGCCCAGAAGUGCCGGGAACUCCAAGGCUUCAUCAGGCCUCUCACGGAGCUUCUGAAUGGGCUGAAGAAAGGUCGCUAUGAGCGAGGUUUAAGCAGCUUCCAGCGGAGUGUGGCCAUGGACAGGAUUCAGAGGAUAGUUGGAGUCCUGCAAAAGCCAGAAAUGGGGGAGCGAUACUUGGGCACCCUGCUGCAGGUAGAAAUGAUGCUGAAAGUUUGGUUCCCUCAUGUCGCCUUGAACAGUUCCUGUCCUGAUUCCAAACCAGCAGAGCAUGCAUGCAAGCUAGCUAAGCAGUCCCAUCCCAAGCCUUCAGCAGUGGACAGCCAUGAAGGAAAGCCCGCGGUGCCCAGCGAAGACUCCGCCCAAAGGCCCGCCGUGGAGAAGCUGCACCUCACGGACCCGGCCGCAGCUAACGGCAAAGCCAGCGCGGUGUGGAGGGAGCAGGCCUGCUUUCUGGCCGACUGGUCUGCCAUGAACUUAACCUGGAUGCACACCUCGCCCAUCUGCAACCCGCCCCUGGGGCUGGCGAACCUAGGGCACUUGAAUGCUGCUUUCAGCCAGGCCCUGCUCGGACCAAACGCAUGUGGGGUCAUUCUCUUCCUCCACAACAACCUGAUGGCCCCUGCGCCCUUCUUCCGCUCCACGUCCGUCACUCCCGACAAGAGCUCGCCUGCCUACUGCCACCCCAAGCAACCUCCAGGUAUGGGAGACCCGCCGAGAUGCCAGAGUCUUCCCGGGGCCAUGGCAGCAGGGAGCUACGUGCUUAGCCAGCAUCCAAGCAGCCACUCCAGAUCUUUGCCUCACUUGCCCACCUCCAGCAAGGAACCCAAGCCAGCAGCUGCUUGGACUGGGAAUCGGGAGUCAGAACUGCUGGCUAGGAAAGGACCCGUGUAUUCCUCUUGAUGCUCGGCUCGAGGCACUUCCCAAAAUGUGUGAAUUUUAUUUCUUUUUUUAUUUCUGCCUUUUUUUGUUUUUGUUUUUUUUUUAAGUAAAACAUUUCACGCCUGUGUAAAAGUCUGAUAUACGUCCAGGAGGAAAAUAAUUAAUGUUAUUAAAAGGUUUAAAUCAGA
This is a messenger RNA of Caretta caretta (loggerhead turtle), 1834 nucleotides long. It is a transcript of the gene CIART, whose product is annotated as circadian associated repressor of transcription. Gene Ontology annotation, cellular component: nucleus. The record is from RefSeq and is a predicted model, not a curated record. Gene Ontology annotation, biological process: circadian regulation of gene expression; negative regulation of DNA-templated transcription. Gene Ontology annotation, molecular function: RNA polymerase II cis-regulatory region sequence-specific DNA binding. Lineage: Eukaryota; Metazoa; Chordata; Testudines; Cheloniidae.